Molecule: messenger RNA, 2090 nt
Organism: Pimephales promelas (fathead minnow)
Lineage: Eukaryota; Metazoa; Chordata; Actinopteri; Cypriniformes; Leuciscidae
Product: NXPE family member 3
Source: RefSeq, a predicted model, not a curated record
AAUCACUCACAAGCGGACAUAAAAUUAUUCUAAAGAGCAACAGACUUAGCCAUGGUCACACCAUCCAAAAAUGAAUCAAAUCCACCAGACUGCAGGUUAAGAAAAUAUACGUUACUACUGGCAUGUUUUCUUCUGACAUCAACCUGGCUGGCUUUAUGGAGAUUCCUGGAGAGUGGUCGGCAAUUGCAACCCACCAUUCCUAAACCUAAACCUGUUAAAGGAAAACAGAUUAAAACAAAUUUCUCAUCUGAAAUUUCCUUUCAUGAAAUGGGAAUCAGUGAAGAGGAGUGGGAUAGGCUACAGAAGGCUCUGGACUGGCCCAGUCCAGAUCAGGAAAUCACUCGGCUGGAUCAGAGCACAAGCCCAGUCCACUCAACAUUCUCUAUUGUGGGACUCAAGGAGAGUUACAAAGUGGGAGAAAAGAUCUCUGUUACCAUCACAGCCAGAGACCACAACAAGAACCUGAAAAGAUAUGGAGGAGAUUUUUUCCAAGCAAAACUAUUCAAUUCAAAGCUAAAGGCGAGUGUGUACGGAGAGGUUGUGGAUCACUGUAAUGGGACUUACUCUGUUGCUCUUCUUCUGCCUUGGGAAGGUCAGGCACAAGUUUAUGUGCGUCUAGAGCACUCCAGUGAGGUUGUGCAGAUUCUUAAAAAAUACAGAGAGUCUUCAUUCCCACGCAGCCAUUAUAAUGGCAUCUUUGAAGGGUCAGGACCCAAUAAAACCAGGAUCAGUGAAGCAGUACAAUGUAAUCUUAAAUGGGGUGCAGCUGGAAGUUGGAUUAAAGGCGACUGCUGCUGUGAGUAUAAGGAUAUGAAAACAGGGACGGUGUGGCAGUGUGAGAUACCAAAGAAACUUUCUUGUGACAAACUGGUUUAUCACGCAAGAGGUGGUUUUGAAAGCCCAUUAAAUCCUUUUGAGAAUCAAAUUUUCACAACGAAAUUAACAAAUGUUGCUAUUACUGGAGACACACAAAUCAUAAAUGUCCUUCCCAACACUACUGGCAUCGGCACAAUGGAGAGAUGCAGAUCUGGCAUGACGACACCAGUUCCUGCAGGGUUUUAUCUGAAAGAUGUCUGGAAGUCUUUUGUGUGCAACACCCAACCAUUCAGUUCUCCACAAAUGGGAAAUUGUCUUAAAAACAAGAUUGUCUACUUGAUGGGAGACUCCACCACAAGGCAGUGGUUUGAGUAUUUAGAACGAAAUGUGCCAGACCUCAAAAGAAUGGACCUCCACACUCCUCGUACUGGUGGACCCCUGAUGGCUGUAGAGUUAAAAAAUAAUAUCAUUGUUCACUGGGGGCCACACGGUGUUCCUUUGCGAUUUAUUAAAAUGCUCAUUACUGACUUGCAUUAUAUCAGCAAUGAUAUUGAUGAAAUAGCUGGUGGUCCUCAUGCAGUCGUUGUCUUUACAAUAUUUGCCCACUUGGUUUGUCAUCCAUUAACAUUUUAUGUGCAUGAAGUGGCCAAAAUCCGUCAAUCUGUUGUUGCACUGCUGAGUCGUGCACCAGAGACUACCGUCAUCAUCAAGUCUGGAAACACUGCAGGAUUAAAGAAUAUUUUUCAAAGUGAUUGGUAUACAAUGCAGCUGAAUACAGUGAUGCAUGAGAUGUUCCGAGAUAUCAAUGGAGUAAUCUACUUCGAUGUCUGGCAGAUGACAUCCUGUCACUAUCUACGUGAAAAUAUUCAUCCAGGUCCUGUUAUCAUUGCUAAUGAAAUCAACAUGUUGCUCUCAUAUAUCUGCCCUGCCUGACACAAUAGAAUAAUAUUUACCUUACUUUGUUAUACCAAGGAAUGCAUGUACCUAAAAAAAUGAGCAUCUGUGAAAAAAUACUUCUUGUAUACAUAUUGUUAAAACUACCUGCUUAAUGUAAGCCUGUAUAAUCUCAAAAUUAACUAAAUUAAAUUCCUUAUUUAUUUUUAACCACACCUUUUGGUUCCAAAAACUGAGGUAACUUUGAGGGUAUGUAAAUAGCCAAAGCAACUUAUUCUCUGAACAUAACUGCUCCGGUGUUCUGCCAAUUUUUGCUGCCUUGUCGAAAAAUGCUACCAUAGCGCGAAUUGAUCACAGAAUGCUGAUUAAAGUCGUAUGAA